AUGGGAUGAAGUUUGGGUUUCGAUUGAGUUGAGGUGGAAGGGCAUUGUCCGAAAACAGCGACGCAUGUAAGGCCCGGUAUCUGGACACCUCUCUCUCUCUCUCUCUGCCCUCGCUGUAACGAAGCGUAUAUGCAAAAUACUACAAAUUGCUCUCUGCUCUCACUCUCCGGCUAGUCUCUCUCUCUCUCUCUCUCUCUCUCUCUCUAUAUAUAUAUAUAUAUAGACUACACACAUAGAUACACUGAAUACAUACAUCUCCGAUGGAGUAUCUAUUCGUCUCCGGCGUUUCAGAGUUUGCGAUCCGUGCUUUCAAUUUCAUCGAGCUAGGUUUUUAGGAACAACUCAUAUCCAAGUCUCACAACUCUCUCUCCUAGGGUUUUAAUUUAUCUCUUCAUAGAGCACGGCGAAUAGCCAUUGAAUCUCUAUCUCUCUCCCUAGGGUUUUUUAGCUGAAAAUUCAAGGUAAAGAUAGAAUUUUGUUUUUGGGUAUUGAAUUUUGGUCCCAUUGACAGUUUCAAUCUCUUCUUUGAUCUUCUGAGCCAAAUUUUGAGUUUGAUUCUUAAUUUUUAUAGUCAAUUUUAGGGUAUGGCGUCUUACAGGCCAUUCCCUCCACCUCCACAGUCGACUUUUGGUCCGCCGCCUAAUCAGAACCCUUUACCUCCACCACCACCACCACCUGGUCCACAACCUAGAGGGAAUCAGUAUUCUCAGAAUUGGGGUUAUAGUGGUGGAGAUGGGUCUUACAAUUCUCAGAAUUAUAGUCAGAUUCAUCCAAAUUCUGGGUUUCAACAUGGUGGUUAUGGAUCAUCAUCAUCAUCUUCAUCACAACAACAUUAUGCUCCUCCUUCAAGAAAUCAACUUCCUCCUCAGCAACAGCAACCACAAUAUCCGUAUCCAUUGCCACCGCCUCCCCCGGAGUCUUCCUACCCGCCUCCUCCCCCUCCUUUGUCUCAGAAUUCAAUGAAUUUACCACCUGGACCUGCUCCAAUGUACUUCCCAUCAUCCCAAUUCUCCCAAUUCAAUCCAUUGCAACCACCACCUCCACCGCCCCCUCCUUCCUCCCCGCCGCCAAGUUCUUUGAUUCCUCCUCCACCGCCCCCAUCGCAACCUCCAUCGCCACCGCCCCCUCCUUCGUCUGCUCCAACAGUUGGUCGAACUAAGGAAAGUAGAGCAGAUGGUGAAAAAGGGCCUUCCAAGGAUGUAACAGGGUCUGGGUGGCGUGAACUCGGUCAUUCAAAUCAAGGGGUGCACCCUAAACACCUUAAACCUCCUGUUCCCCCAAUGGCAGCAAAGAAAUCAAAUGGGCCUUCUGGGAGGAUUGAGACGGAGGAAGAGAGGAGGUUGAGAAAAAAGAGAGAGUUAGAGAAACAAAAGCAAGAAGAGAAGCAUAGGCAGCAGUUGAAGGAAUCCCAGAAUGCGGUUCUGCAAAAGACCCAAUUGUUAUCCUCUGGGGUGAAGGGACAUGGGUCGAUUAGUGGGUCACGCAUGGGUGAGAGGAGGUCGGCUCCACUUUUGGGUGGUGAUAGGGUUGAGAACCGGUUAAAGAAGCCUACAACAUUUAUCUGCAAGUUGAAAUUCCGGAACGAGUUACCAGAUCCAUCUGCACAACCAAAGCUUAUGGCUUUGAAGAGAGACAGAGAUAGAUUCACAAAAUACACAGUUACAUCAUUGGAGAAAAUGCACAAGCCUCGACUAUAUGUUGAGCCGGAUCUUGGGAUACCGCUUGAUCUGCUUGAUCUCAGUAUAUACAAUCCUCCCAAGGGUGAAAGGUUGCCCUUUGAUCCAGAAGAUGAGCUGUUGUUACAAGAUGAUGAUCCAGUGACACCUGUCAAAAAAGAUGGCAUAAGAAAGAAAGAACGGCCAACUGAUAAAGGUGUUUCUUGGCUGGUCAAAACACAGUACAUCUCUCCUCUGAGCACGGAAGCAGCAAAACAGUCUCUGACUGAAAAACAAGCAAAAGAACUGCGAGAAGCUCGGGGAGGCCACAACAUUUUGGAGAACUUCAAUAAUAGGGAAAGGAGAAUCCAAGAAAUUGAGGCUUCAUUUGAGAGAUGCAAGUCACGACCUGUUCAUGCAACAAAUAGCAAGCUGCAUCCUGUUGAAAUUCUGCCAUUACUACCUGAUUUUGAACGGUAUGAUGACCAGUUUGUCGUUGCAACUUUUGAUAGUGCUCCUACUGCUGAUGCAGAGCCCUUCAGCAAGUUGGACAAAUCUGUUCGUGAUGACCAUGAAUCUCGGGCCAUCAUGAAAAGUUAUGUGGCAACUGGCUCAGACUCUUCUAAGCCUGAAAAAUUCUUAGCAUACAUGGCACCUGCACCAGAUGAGCUAUCAAAGGAUAUGUAUGAUGAAAAUGAAGAUGUCUCAUAUUCGUGGGUUCGGGAGUACCAUUGGGAUGUACGUGGUGAUGAUGCUGAUGACCCUGCAACAUACUUCGUGUCAUUUGGUGAAUCAGAGGCACACUAUGCGCCUCUUCCAACAAAGCUCAUUUUAAGGAAAAAGAGAGCCAAAGAAGGAAAGUCAAGUGAAGAAGUUGAGCAUUUCCCAGUACCUUCAAGAGUGACAGUAAGGAAAAGAUCAACUGUUGCUGUAAUCGAAUUGAAGGAAUCAAUGGGUUACUUAGGUUCAAAAAGAGGAGGGGCAGACAUUGAGGAUGGUGUUAGGGUGAAACAGAAGGUUGUGCAUGACCAAGACCAAGGCCAAGACCAAGACAUGGAGCAAUCUAGUGGAGGCGAGUACGACAUGUCGGAUUGAUUGCUGUUUAUGCAACUGUUGAAUAAAGGAUAAUAAUAGUUGAACUUAAUAGAAUAGUAGUAGUAAGUAAAAAGGCUAAUAGUUGGAUAAGUAACUUUUGUUUUGCAUGGAGUAAAACUAUUUUACUUCGGGUGCUCGGUUUUUCCCAGCAAUCAUAAUUUGUUCUUUUCAUCUUUGUUGCUGGUUUAAGUGGUUGCUUGGUUAAUUCUUGUGGUAUAAGUUGAGGA
This is a messenger RNA of Camellia sinensis, 2977 nucleotides long. RefSeq names its product hydroxyproline-rich glycoprotein family protein (gene ELF7). The record is from RefSeq and is a predicted model, not a curated record. Lineage: Eukaryota; Viridiplantae; Streptophyta; Magnoliopsida; Ericales; Theaceae. Gene Ontology annotation, biological process: transcription elongation by RNA polymerase II. Gene Ontology annotation, molecular function: chromatin binding; RNA polymerase II complex binding. Gene Ontology annotation, cellular component: Cdc73/Paf1 complex.